CACUUCCUACUCUGUGAGAGAGAAAUUCCCCAGGUCAUCUGACCUCUGUUGAAACUACACCAGGAAGAGGAGCAGCAGCAGUCGACAAGUGCAGGGCGUUCUCUGGCUGUACAAAAGCCUCCCAUGUGUGAGCCAGAGCUCAGAGCAGCACAGGGAUGUGCAGGUGUGUGGACACAUAGCAAGGUGAGCUGCGAGUAUCCUGCCAGCCAGAUCAUCUCUUCCACAACUCACCGGUGCUGUGCAGCCUGGCAGAUCUCCUUUUCCUUUCAGUGCUUGUUUCCAACCAUGCCUCCAGAGCAGAGCUUCUGAGGAGCUGUUUCCUCAUGUGCUGUUUCCUCACAUGCUGCUGAAAGCAGCUGUCUCCAAGAAGAGGAGGUGGCUAGCAGCAUGGUGGGAAUAAUGGCAAUGAGGACGUGGAUUGAGCCAGUGGUCGCAGGUUCUCAAGUGGCCAGUGCCUUCUAUGACACAGCACUGCUCCUGGUAGUGAAGAACUACUACAACCAGACCAACAGCACUGAUCCCUCCCACGUCCUGGAAGAUGCUCAGCAGAAGGCUGUAUCUAAUUUUUAUAUCAUCUACAACCUAGUUCUGGGCCUGAGCCCACUGGUGUCAGCCUAUGGCUUAUCCAAGCUGGGUGACAGGAUACAUCGGAAGAUCCCCAUCUGCUUCCCUCUUCUUGGUUAUUUGGGCUCCAAAACUCUCCUGCUGCUCCUGAUUCUGCUGGACUGGCCAGUGGAGGUGAUGUAUGGGGCUGCUGCCUUCAAUGGGCUGACAGGAGGCUUCACCACACUUUGGGCAGGCAUCAUGGCUCUGGGAUCCCUGAGGUCCUCGGAAAGCAAGAGGUCCCUGAGGCUCAUCAUUAUUGAACUGGUGUAUGGCCUCGCUGGCUUUCUGGGAAGCAUGGCAUCUGGCUACCUCUUUGUUGGCUUCAGUGACCGCUACCGAGAAGGCACCGUGUUGGUGUGCUGCAGCAUUGCUUGCUACGCCUUCUGUCUCCUCUACAGCAUUUUUGUCCUCACAGUCCCCAAGCCAGCAGCGUCCUGCCCAGCCAAAGCCAAGAGUGCAGAGGAGGUGGGUGGUCAGCUACCAGAAGCAGCAGUACCAGGGAGUUCCCGACCUUCAGAGGGCAGCAUGUCCGCUCCAGUAUCACCCUCGAAACUCAUCAUCAUCCUGCUGUUUGUGGCAGCAAUCCUCUAUGACCUUGCUGUGGUUGGUGCAAUGAACGUACUCCCACUGUUCUUGCUCAGGGAACCUUUAAGUUGGAAUGCCGUGCAGAUUGGCCAUGGCAAUGCUGCUGGGUACAUGAUCUUCAUUACCAGUUUCCUAGGGGUACUCGUGUUCUCCAGAUACCUGAGGGAUAUUACCAUGAUCAUGAUUGGAGUAGCAUCGUUCAGCGCUGGCAUCCUCAUCAUGGCCUUCGUGCAGUGGACAUUCCUGUUCUACAUUGCACGGGCAGUGAUGCUCUUUGCCCUCAUCCCCUUACCAACCAUCAGGUCCAUGUUGUCCAAGCAUGUUGAAGGAUCAUCCUAUGGUAAGGUAUUUGUUCUGCUGCAGCUGUCUUUAGUCACCACGGGAGUAGUGACAUCUACAGUCUACAACAAGAUCUAUCAAAACACACUGGACUGGUACAGUGGCUUCUGCUUCAUUCUGUCUUUUCUAGUUGGCUGCCUGAGUCUCCUCCCUUUAAGCUUUGUGGCCAUCAAACAACGGUCAACAACUGGCUCCCUUGAGAUUCUGACUGAGUAACGGAGGCAUCUUCUG
Molecule: messenger RNA, 1761 nt
Organism: Sturnus vulgaris (Common starling)
Lineage: Eukaryota; Metazoa; Chordata; Aves; Passeriformes; Sturnidae
Gene: SLC46A2
Product: solute carrier family 46 member 2
Biological process (GO): transmembrane transport
Cellular component (GO): membrane
Molecular function (GO): transmembrane transporter activity
Source: RefSeq, a predicted model, not a curated record